AGAGAAAAGGAGUGUAAGAAGGAGAGAAGUGAGUGAAACGGCUUUCACAAAUCAUUUUGUCACCAGCAGGCUCUGGAGAAAGAGAAAGGAGAAAAGAGAGAGUGAGGAAAAAGGAUAGACCUAUUUAAAAAGUAUAUGAAAUAGGCAGAGUGAGUGAGAGAAUGAGUGAGUGAGCACGAGUGUGACACUAAGGAAGUGUAAAGGGGAUUUCAUCGUUACUUGGAACACGUCAACAGGCAUAAACGUGCACAGAGGCACCGAGUGCUGGAGAAAACAAGAAUCCAAGGGAGAGGGUGUGCAACCUGAUCCCCGCGAUCUACUGACAACCAGAGCACUCACGAUUCCUGCAGCCCCCGGCACUGCAGCGCCGCUCCCUCGCAGAUUAGCUGCCUUUGUUUAUGACCUCUUUGCAUCUGCACAACUGUGACUCCACUGAUAUCAAGACGGCCUACCGGCUCCGUUACAUCAGUGGCCAGAAGAACUUUGGGGUAUUUUCCAAGAGGAUCCAUAUUCCUAUCAGUUCCUCCGUUCAUAGAGUGGUGACGGGUGUUUGUGUGUGUGGGUGUGUGAAAAGCAGUGAGUGCUGGACCGUGCUGGACUGUGCUGUCACAAAGUGGUGGGCAAGCUUAAUGACGUCUCUUCACAUGGUUUUGUAGUGGACAACAACUGCUUUGGACGGCUUCUGAUAAAAGAGGCAACGGGAGGGAAAAGGUCUUCAGCACAGAGGCGGCGACAGAAGGGGAGUCUUCAGCUUUCGGCCAGACUCGUGGAGUUGAACAAGCAACUCUGUGUGCAUUUGCCAGCAGUGACAGUACUGGAACAGCACUUCAGAAGGCAGAAUCAGGGAAACAUUGAAAGCGAGCCAUUUGAGCUUGCGUAGUGGACCUGUGUGUGUUGCUGUUUAUUGGCAUCUGAGUGUGGCCCUGGUGAGGUGCAUGUGUGUGUGUGUGUGUGCAUGUGUGUGUGUGUGUGUGUGUGUGUGUGUGUGUCCAGCCUUAGAGUGAGUGUUGGUGUGUAUAGGAGAGAAAGACAGAGCUCAUCUUCUGGCACAGACAGGGUGUGAGUCUCAGACGCACACAAGCUCACUCCAGCAAACGGCUGCUGCCUGAAGCUGCAAUAGAGACAAACAGAGACGGUAUGUGCACUGGGAUUCCCCUCUGACAACACACACAACUCCAGCCUUUCCGGGUGCUUUCCACCACCACUACCAACAUUAUUAUCAUCAUCAUCAACUAUAGCAGGUAGUUGUCCAGCCUCUUUACCAAAUAACACCACCCUGACUGUUACAUCGCUGUCACGCUACUGACAGCAGUUUCACCUCCGUGAUAGCACUCACAUAUUCUCUGACAAAGACAGUUUUGCAACACAUGGCCAUGAGGCUGCUGUGUUUGGGGCUCGCUGUGUUGUGCCUGGUGGCUGCUGCAGCUGGUAUGUCCACCUGUAAGACGCUGGACCUGGAGGUGGUCAAGAAGAAGCGGAUUGAAGCCAUCCGUGGCCAGAUCCUCAGCAAGCUCCGCAUGGCUAAGGAACCUGAUCCUAAAGACGAUGAUGGGAGCGAGGCCAUCCCCGAGGCCAUCGUUUCACUCUACAACAGCACAGUGGAGCUUAGUGAGGAGCGGCAGAACAAACCCAGCCCUGACCCUCUGCCUCAGGACGAGGAAGAGUACUUCGCCAAGGAGGUGCACAAGUUCAUCAUGACAAGGACUGAUAAUGACACGAAGCAGAUGUUCUUCAGCAUGAAGAAGAUUAACCAGAGCAUCGCGGACCACAGGCUGCUGACCCAGGCAGAGCUGCGUCUCCGGAUCAAGAGCCCCACCAUCCAGCCGAACUCAGAGCAGCGGCUGGAGCUCUACCAGGGUCUGGGUGAUCAGGCACAAUACCUGGGAUUCCACAUCAUCUCUAACGACCUGGCUGAUCGCUGGCUCUCCUUUGACGUCACGGAAACCCUCAAAGCUUGGCUGCAGUCUCCUGAGGAGGAGCAAGGAUUUGAGAUGAGGCUGUACUGUGGCUGUAGGAAACCUGAGGAAAACUUACAGUUUCGGAUAUCAGGUGUUAGUAAAAUAAGAGGAGACAGACAUGAUCUUUCUAACAAUAUGGCCAAGCCGUAUAUUCUCGCUAUGUCUGUCCCUGUUGACAGCCACAGCCAUGCCUCUUCACGCAAAAAACGGUCAACUGCUGGUGUGGAAACUUGUGACGAAAAAACAGAGACCUGCUGCAUGCGGAAGCUUUACAUCGAUUUCCGCAAUGACCUGGGCUGGAAGUGGAUACACAAGCCCAAAGGAUACUAUGCCAACUACUGCAUGGGUUCCUGCACCUAUAUCUGGAAUACGGAGAACAAAUAUUCCCAGAUUUUAGCCCUGUACAAACACCACAACCCUGGUGCAUCUGCCCAGCCUUGCUGUGUGCCUCAUGUCCUGGACCCCCUUCCAAUCCUGUAUUAUGUGGGCCGGCAACACAAGGUGGAGCACUUGUCCAACAUGGUGGUGAGAAACUGCAAGUGCAGCUAAAGCUGCAGAAAUGUUCUCCUUCAGCUCCCAUCAUCACUCUCUCUCUCUCUCUCUCUCUCUCUCUCUCUCUCUCUCACACACACACACACACACACACACACACACACACACACACACACACACACAUACUCAGAGAGUUUCCCUGAGGGAGACCUGGAGAAAGAAGAGCAGAGUGGACUGGAAAUGUACAGGAUUUAAAAAAAAACAGAAGUGAAGAGAAGAGAAAGAGAUGAAAAGGUGGAAACCCAGUGUUAACACACUGCUGACUACUUUGACUUCUCACUCACAUUUCAUUUUUCAUCUUCAGAUGUUCUCUCUCUCUCUCUCUCUGUGAUAUCACCAAGGACAAUAUAUCAUACUACAUACUAUACUUCAGUGUAAAAUGCGGUUUUGUUUGCUUUUUGUACAAAUCUUCUCUACAGUGAUUUUUUUUUUAAUUUAUUUAUUGUUGUGGGUAAGGUUGAACGUUGCAUUGUAUUGUGUCUAGUUGAAGAUGCUGUCAGGAAGCACACAAACAGGGUUUGGAGGAACAUCUGUCUCAACGUGUUCCUCAGAAAGCUGUUCAGGUGGACACAGAACAGUCAGAUACUUUUCAUGUGUAUUGGAGGACAGCAGUGGUUGACAUCAAUGAAUCUACAUUAGAAACAAAGCAAAAGAGACCCUGAGAAACCUUGUGUCUGAGUGUGUGAGCACAUGUGUAAGUCCAUGUGUGAGCCUGUAUCUAUGUGACCUUGCUAUCCCUGAUCCCCAGUACCACCUAAUCCUUCCAGUGAUUAUUCAGAGGAGAAUUCCCUGACUGGAAGGGUCUAGUCACUCUCAUUUAUUUUGCUUAUCCACAUUCUAAUUGCCUUGUGUGCCAUGUAGCCCUACUGUGUGUAUGUGCAUGUGUUUGUAUGAUGAACCUACAAAGAUAAAUUGUGUCCAGAUCCUCUCCAUGUUUCCUGCUUGGGGCAGUUUUCUGAGAGUCACAGCCAUGGAUGGGGAUGGGGCAUACACAAGAUUAGACUAAAUGUGUCCUCUCGGAAAAUGACAUGGUGGAUAAUAGGAACCUUAAGGUGCUGUGCGUCCGUUUCCCCCAAAGGCAUCCCUUCCAUCAUGGAAAAGCUCCUCCUCUUUAGUCCAGCCUGUGUUGGCAUGUGUGGGUGUGUUUUGUUCACUGUGGUGAGGGAAGUUGUCUGUGCUCUGGGUUUGUCCUUGAUGUGUUCACAUGUUUAGGUGUUUACAGUGACAACCUCAUUUUCUGCUCACUGCCAACAGAAAUCGAGGAGGCAAGAACUGCAGACUGUUCUGUUGGUUUUGAGCAUGUACAUAUUACUUAAACACCCAACACACUGUGACUGAAUCAGAAAGACAAUUUAGAACAUCUUUUGAAAGAUAAAAUAGUCUUGUUUGCAGAUUAAUAUUUUGUUGUAGUGUUUUUAACAUGUAAUUGCUAUUAGCUGUGAAUGUAGAAAAAUGGAAACUAUUUGAUGGUUGUAUUUGUUUAACCCUAUUCAUUUCAAAACUGAGGAGUCUUCACAGAGAUAUUAUGUUCAUCCACAAUGAGUUUUGGUUUUAUAUUUGCACUUAUUUUAUUCCAUUUUCUCUCAACACAGUUAAAAUAAACCAAAGUUUUUACCAGUUUGAUGCAACCAGAAAAUUAAAAAUGUCUGUAAUGUUGGUUUUA
Messenger RNA from Electrophorus electricus (electric eel), 4173 nucleotides. RefSeq names its product transforming growth factor, beta 1a (gene tgfb1a). Lineage: Eukaryota; Metazoa; Chordata; Actinopteri; Gymnotiformes; Gymnotidae. Gene Ontology annotation, biological process: regulation of cell population proliferation; transforming growth factor beta receptor signaling pathway. Gene Ontology annotation, molecular function: cytokine activity; transforming growth factor beta receptor binding; growth factor activity. The record is from RefSeq and is a predicted model, not a curated record. Gene Ontology annotation, cellular component: extracellular region.